CUUACUAUUAGAAAAUCCUGUUUGGAAGUCAGACAGCUGGCCCAUUUUUGCACCUCAUCCUGAAAAUCUGGCUUUUUAAGUUCUGUUUGACUUUCAGAGACUGGUGAGUCAUCUUGGAGGAUGGUGAUGCAUCCCAUGGUCUAAAACAGUCUUCACAAGAACAAAAUGAAGAAGAUGCCAUGUUGAGAGAGGCAAAGAGGUAACUUCUGAAAUAUGGCUGAACAUGGUAAUUUCUCCUGUAGUCCUAUUCUGACACCCCAUUUAACCAGACUCUACUGUACAGUGCUCAUCGGAGGGCUGGUGGGUAUCAUAUCUAUUUCUUUCCUGCUGGUGAAAAUGAACACAAGGUCUGUAACCACCACUGCUGUCAUCAACCUGGUAGUGGUCCACAGUGUAUUUCUGCUGACAGUGCCUUUUCGCUUGACCUACCUCAUCAAGCACACUUGGAUGUUUGGGUUGCCCUUUUGCAAAUUUGUGAGCUCCAUGCUGCACAUCCAUAUGUACCUCACAUUCCUGUUCUACGUGGUGAUCUUGGUCAUCAGAUACCUCACCUUUUUCAAGCACAAGGACAAAGUGGAAUUCUACAGAAAACUGCAUGCUGUGGCUGCCAGUGCUGGCAUGUGGCUGCUGGUGAUUGUCAUUGUGGUGCCACUAAUUUUUUCUCAGUAUGGAAAUCAGGAGAAAUACAAUGAUCAAGACUGUUUUAAGUUCCACAAAGAACUUACUCAUGAAUCCGUGAGAAUCAUCAACUAUAUCCUAGUCAUUCUUGUCAUCACCACUGCUGUAAUCCUUUUGGUCUUCCAGAUCUUCAUCAUUAUCUCAAUGGUACGGAAGCUGCGCCACUCAUUCCUAUCCCACCAGGAGUUCUGGGCCCAGUUGAAGAACCUAGUUUUUAUAGGGAUCAUCCUUGUCUGCUUUCUUCCCUACCAGUUCUUUAGGAUCUACUACCUGCAUGCUCUGACAUACUCAAAAACCUGUGAUGUUGACAUCUCAUUUUAUAAUGAAAUCUUCUUGAGUGUAACUGCUACUAGUUGCUUUGAUUUGUUGCUCUUUGUUCUUGGAGGAAGUCAUUGGUUUAAGCAAAAAACCAUAGGCCUAUGGAACUGCCUUUUGUGCCGUUAGUAACAAAAUAUAGUUUUCAAAAUUAUUUCCUUUACAUUGGGAGUAAAGUGGGUACAGGGAAAGUAGAAAUGAUUAUUUCACCUCUCAAUUAAAACGUUGGCUAGUCAGCCAAAUAAAAAGACCAUCAAAUGUUAGAGAAUUCACUCUAGUCCUUAUUUAAUCCCCACUAUCAAUGAUUGAUGCCCUUACAGAGACGAAUGAUGGCCUAUCCAUGUGGAGUUGCAACACUGCAUUAUUCCAACACAGAAUGUCUACUGGCCAUCCAGACCCCAUGGGUCUAAUGAUUUCUGAGUUUUACUAACUUACUAUAGUUUUCUCAAUUUGAAGCAGUCUUUUCUUAGUUUUUAGAUUAUGCUCAGAUUGCUAGCUCUUUCUACCUCACUACAUGUUGAGCUUGUCUUGGCUAUCUUCCAGCUCCAUAGACACAAGCUACUUGGUUCAUCAGUUAAGAUGGCCCAUUCAACUCAUACCUUAACCAAAGAAGAAUAAUAAUAAUAAGAGGAAAGAAUAGUAAUAAUUAUCUAGACUGCAGUAAAUUUGUUAGGAAAUUAUCUUGAAAUCAAGAGAAAUAAAA
Messenger RNA from Condylura cristata (star-nosed mole), 1696 nucleotides. RefSeq names its product G protein-coupled receptor 141 (gene GPR141). Gene Ontology annotation, cellular component: membrane. The transcript has 3 exons. Bases 214 to 1122 code for a protein of 302 amino acids. NCBI's taxonomy places the organism in Eukaryota, Metazoa, Chordata, Mammalia, Eulipotyphla, Talpidae. Gene Ontology annotation, molecular function: oxysterol binding; G protein-coupled receptor activity. The record is from RefSeq and is a predicted model, not a curated record. Gene Ontology annotation, biological process: G protein-coupled receptor signaling pathway.